AUGAUGUCGCAUGGUUUCAAUUUUGCCGAACCUGUGGCCUCCUGUGAUGACUCGACUGAUACAAAUAAGCAUAAAAGUUCUGAAGAUAAUGACUCUAUUCAAAAGUCAGAUUUUGUCUUAGCCGAUGGCCAUCUAUUACAAGUGAUUGAAGUAACAUAUUCUAAGUCAGGAAAAACUGGUCAUUCAAGGGUCUAUUUGAUUGGCAUUGAUAUAUUUGCAGAUCGUCGCUAUGAAGGUGUUUGUCUAUCGAAAGAUGUAAUUAAAGUGUCAAACGUUAGUAAAAAGGCUUAUCUUCUCGUAGAUAUCGAUAAAGAUGGUUAUGUUACUUUGCUCAAUGAAGAUACAUGCGAUACACGUAGUGAUAUAAAAUUAAAGCAAGAUUCAGAUAUAGCGCAACGGUUGCUUGGCACGUUUAAGGAAGGCAACGGACAGAUUAAAGUUACUGUCCUCAAAGCACUUGGCGAAGAGAAAAUUAUGGCAUUCGAAAUGAUAGAUUAG
Messenger RNA from Rotaria socialis, 498 nucleotides. NCBI's taxonomy places the organism in Eukaryota, Metazoa, Rotifera, Eurotatoria, Philodinida, Philodinidae. The record is from the annotation of a GenBank genome assembly.